GGGCGGGCGGGCGGCGGGAGCAGCAGCCCAGGCCCCGCCCCGGCCGUGGGGACGGACGCGCCGGUCGGCCGAGCGCCGGGGCGGGGCGGGGGGGGGUCGGGCCGGGCCGCGCCGCCGCACCUGCCGCCGCCGGGACAAAGGCGCCCGGCCGGCUGACAUGACAGGUCGCCGCCGCCGCCGCCGCGCCGCGCCCCGCCCCGCCCCGCCCCGCCCCGCCCGGGCCUCGCUCCUGGUUGUCUGUCCGUCCACCACACCCGCGGGAAACUCGUGUGGCCAGUCGGAGGCGCGUAGAUUCGCAGCGUCUUCUCCGGCCGCGCCACAAAGGAUCGAGAAGAAGUUGGAUUCCAUGGGUUCCAAGAGGCGAAGAGCUACCUCCCCGUCCAGUAGCGUCAGUGGGGACUUUGAUGACGGCCACCAUUCUGUGUCUACACCUGGCCCAAGCAGGAAAAGGAGGAGGCUUUCCAACCUUCCGACUGUAGAUCCUAUUGCUGUGUGUCACGAGCUCUAUAACACCAUCCGGGACUACAAGGAUGAUCAGGGCAGGCUCCUCUGUGAGCUCUUCAUCAGGGCACCAAAGCGAAGAAAUCAACCAGACUAUUAUGAAGUGGUUUCUCAGCCUAUUGACUUGAUGAAAAUUCAACAGAAACUAAAGAUGGAAGAGUAUGAUGAUGUCAAUCUGCUGACUGCCGAUUUCCAGCUGCUUUUCAAUAAUGCAAAGGCCUAUUAUAAGCCAGAUUCUCCUGAAUAUAAAGCUGCUUGCAAGCUCUGGGAUUUGUACCUUCGAACCAGAAAUGAGUUUGUCCAGAAAGGAGAAGCAGAUGAAGAUGAGGAUGAUGAAGAUGGGCAAGACAGUCAAGGAGCUGAAGGGUCAUCUCCAAGUUAUUUGAAGGAGAUUCUGGAACAGCUACUCGAAGCCAUCGUUGUGGCCACAAAUCCUUCUGGACAUCUGAUCAGCGAGCUUUUUCAGAAAUUGCCUUCAAAAGUGCAAUAUCCAGACUAUUACGCAAUAAUUAAGGAGCCUAUAGAUCUCAAGACUAUUGCCCAGAGGAUCCAGAGUGGCAGCUACAAGAGUCUUCACGCAAUGGCCAAGGACAUCGACCUCCUAGCGAAGAAUGCCAAGACCUACAAUGAGCCUGGUUCUCAAGUUUUCAAGGAUGCAAAUUCAAUUAAAAAAAUAUUUUAUAUGAAAAAGGCAGAAAUUGAACAUCAUGAGAUGACUAAGUCAAGCCUUCGGAUAAGGACUCCAUCAAAUAUGGCAGCAACCAGGCUGGCAGGUGCUUCACACAGUAAAGGAGGCCUUGAAGAGAGAAACUCCACUAGCAAGUAUUACCGUAAUAAGAGAGCUGUCCAGGGGGGCCGCUUGUCGGCGAUCACCAUGGCACUCCAGUAUGGCUCGGAAAGUGAAGAGGAUGCUGCGUUAGCUGCUGCACGUUAUGAAGAAGGAGAAUCGGAAGCAGAGAGCAUUACUUCAUUUAUGGAUGUUUCAAAUCCUUUUUAUCAGCUUUAUGAUACAGUUAGGAGUUGUCGGAAUAACCAAGGACAGCUAAUAGCUGAACCUUUUUUUCAUUUGCCUUCAAAGAAAAAAUAUCCUGACUACUAUCAACAAAUUAAAAUGCCCAUAUCACUACAACAGAUCAGAACAAAGCUGAAGAAUCAAGAAUAUGAAACUCUAGAUCAUUUGGAGUGUGAUCUGAAUUUAAUGUUCGAAAAUGCCAAGCGGUAUAAUGUUCCCAAUUCAGCCAUCUACAAGCGAGUCCUAAAACUGCAGCAAGUCAUGCAGGCAAAGAAGAAGGAACUUGCCCGAAGAGACGACAUUGAAGAUGGAGACAGCAUGAUUUCUUCUGCAACUUCUGAUGCUGGCAGUGCCAAAAGAAAAAGUAAAAAGAACAUAAGAAAACAGCGAAUGAAAAUCUUAUUCAAUGUUGUUCUUGAAGCUCGAGAACCAGGUUCGGGCAGAAGACUUUGUGAUCUGUUUAUGGUUAAACCUUCCAAAAAAGACUAUCCAGAUUAUUAUAAAAUCAUCUUGGAGCCAAUGGACUUGAAAAUAAUUGAACACAACAUUCGCAAUGACAAAUAUGCAGGGGAGGAGGGAAUGAUGGAAGAUAUGAAGCUGAUGUUCCGGAAUGCGAGGCACUACAAUGAAGAGGGCUCCCAGGUGUACAACGAUGCUCAUAUCUUGGAGAAGCUACUCAAGGAUAAAAGGAAAGAGCUGGGCCCACUGCCUGAUGAUGAUGACAUGGCUUCUCCCAAACUCAAGCUGAGUCGGAAGAGUGGUGUUUCUCCUAAAAAAUCGAAGUACAUGACUCCGAUGCAGCAGAAACUCAACGAGGUCUAUGAAGCUGUAAAGAAUUACACUGAUAAGAGAGGUCGCCGUCUCAGUGCCAUAUUCCUUAGACUGCCCUCCAGGUCGGAGCUGCCUGACUACUACUUGACCAUUAAAAAGCCCAUGGACAUGGAAAAAAUUCGAAGUCACAUGAUGGCAAACAAAUACCAGGAUAUAGACUCCAUGGUCGAGGACUUUGUCAUGAUGUUCAACAACGCCUGUACAUAUAAUGAGCCCGAGUCUUUGAUCUACAAAGACGCCCUUGUCCUACAUAAAGUCCUUCUGGAAACUCGCAGAGACCUAGAGGGAGACGAGGACUCUCACGUCCCGAAUGUGACCUUGCUGAUUCAAGAGCUCAUCCACAAUCUUUUUGUGUCAGUCAUGAGUCACCAGGAUGAUGAGGGGAGAUGCUACAGUGACUCCUUAGCAGAAAUCCCUGCAGUGGAUCCCAGCUUUCCUAAUAAGCCGCCUCUGACUUUUGACUUAAUUAGGAAGAAUGUUGAAAAUAAUCGCUAUCGACGGCUUGAUUUAUUUCAGGAGCAUAUGUUUGAGGUAUUGGAAAGAGCAAGAAGAAUGAACCGGACAGACUCUGAGAUCUAUGAGGAUGCAGUAGAACUUCAGCAGUUCUUUAUUAGGAUUCGCGAUGAACUCUGCAAAAAUGGUGAGAUCCUUCUCUCACCAGCACUUAGCUAUACCACAAAACAUCUGCAUAACGAUGUGGAGAAAGAGAAGAAGGAAAAAUUACCAAAAGAAAUCGAGGAAGAUAAACUAAAACGAGAAGAAGAAAAAAGAGAAGCUGAAAAGAGUGAAGAUGCCUCAGGCGCCGCAAGUCUCACCGGCUUGCACCGGACGUACAGCCAGGACUGCAGCUUUAAGAACAGCAUGUACCACGUUGGAGACUAUGUCUACGUGGAGCCUGCAGAGGCCAACCUGCAGCCUCAUAUAGUCUGUAUUGAGAGGCUGUGGGAAGAUUCUGCUGGAGAAAAAUGGUUAUAUGGCUGUUGGUUUUAUCGACCAAAUGAAACAUUCCAUCUGGCAACACGAAAAUUUCUAGAAAAAGAAGUUUUUAAGAGCGACUAUUAUAAUAAAGUUCCUGUUAGUAAAAUUCUAGGCAAAUGUGUGGUCAUGUUUGUCAAGGAAUACUUUAAAUUAUGCCCAGAAAACUUCAGAGAUGAGGACGUUUUUGUCUGUGAAUCACGAUACUCUGCCAAAACCAAGUCUUUUAAGAAAAUCAAGCUGUGGACCAUGCCCGUCAGCUCGGUCAGGUUUGUGCCUCGGGAUGUGCCCCUGCCAGUUGUCCGCGUGGCCUCUGUGUUUGCAAACGCAGAUAAAGCAGAUGAAGAGAAGAACACAGACAGCUCUGAGGACAGUCGAACAGAAGACACUUGCAACUUGGAAAAGGAGAAAGAAGACGUUCCUGUGGAAAUGUCAAAUGGUGAACCAGGUUGCCACUACUUUGAACAGCUUCGGUACAAUGACAUGUGGCUGAAGGUUGGCGACUGUGUCUUCAUCAAGUCCCAUGGCCUGGUGCGUCCUCGUGUGGGCCGGAUUGAAAAGGUCUGGGUCCGAGAUGGAGCUGCGUAUUUCUACGGGCCCAUCUUUAUUCACCCAGAAGAAACAGAACAUGAGCCCACAAAAAUGUUCUACAAAAAAGAAGUGUUUCUAAGUAAUCUGGAGGAAGCCUGCCCUAUGACAUGUAUUCUGGGAAAGUGUGCUGUGUUGUCAUUCAAGGACUUCCUCUCCUGCAGGCCAACCGAAAUACCAGAAAAUGACAUUCUGCUUUGUGAGAGCCGCUACAAUGAGAGCGACAAGCAGAUGAAGAAAUUCAAGGGGCUGAAGAGGUUUUCCCUGUCUGCUAAAGUGGUAGAUGAUGAGAUCUACUAUUUCAGGAAACCAAUUGUUCCUCAGAAGGAACCCUCGCCUUUGUUGGAGAAGAAGAUCCAAUUACUAGAAGCUAAAUUUGCCGAGCUGGAAGGUGGCGACGAUGAUAUUGAAGAGAUGGGAGAAGAAGACAGUGAGGUCAUUGAGCCUCCUUCUCUCCCUCAGCUUCAGACUCCACUGGCCAGCGAGCUGGACCUCAUGCCCUACACACCCCCACAGUCUACUCCAAAGUCUGCCAAAGGCAGUGCUAAGAAGGAAAGCUCAAAGCGGAAAAUCAACAUGAGUGGCUACAUCCUGUUCAGCAGUGAGAUGCGAGCGGUGAUCAAGGCCCAGCACCCAGACUACUCCUUUGGGGAGCUCAGCCGCUUAGUGGGAACAGAAUGGAGAAACCUCGAGACAGCCAAGAAGGCAGAAUACGAAGAGCGGGCAGCUAAAGUUGCUGAGCAGCAGGAGAGAGAGCGAGCGGCACAGCAACAGCAGCCGAGUGCUUCUCCCCGAGCAGGCGCCCCUGUGGGGGCUCUCAUGGGGGUGGUGCCACCACCAACACCAAUGGGGAUGCUCAAUCAGCAGUUGACACCUGUUGCAGGCAUGAUGGGUGGCUAUCCGCCAGGCCUUCCACCUUUGCAGGGCCCAGUUGAUGGUCUAAUUAGCAUGGGCAGCAUGCAGCCACUCCACCCUGGGGGGCCUCCACCCCACCAUCUUCCACCAGGGAUGCCUGGCCUGUCGGGCAUCCCACCACCGGGUGUGAUAAGCCAAGGAGUGGCCCCUGUGGUGGGGACUCCAGCACCAGGUGGAGGCCCCUAUGGACAGCAGGUGGGAGUUUUGGGGCCUCCGGGGCAGCAGGCACCACCUCCGUAUCCUGGUCCACACCCAGCCGGUCCCCCGGUCAUACAGCAGCCGACAACACCCAUGUUUGUGGCUCCUCCACCGAAGACGCAGCGUCUGCUGCACUCAGAAGCCUACCUGAAAUACAUCGAGGGCCUCAGCGCGGAGUCGAACAGCAUCAGCAAGUGGGACCAGACGCUGUCAGCUCGAAGACGUGACAUCCAUUUGUCAAAAGAACAGGAGAGCCGCCUGCCGUCUCACUGGCUGAAGAGCAAAGGGGCCCACACCACCAUGGCUGACGCCCUCUGGCGCCUCCGGGAUUUGAUGCUCAGAGACACCCUCAACAUUCGCCAGGCGUACAACUUAGAGAACCUCUAGUCACAUCGAUUCCGUCCGUUUAUAGCAGCAAAAGAGUUUGGUGGAACAGUAGCCGUUUUAGUUACUGGGGGUGGGGGGCGGAACACAGGAGGAGGAUUUUUAUCGCAUUUUACUGUACAUCACAAGGCCAUUUUCUAUAAGGACACUUUUAAUAAGCUAUUUCAAUUUGUUUUUGUUAUAUUAAGUUGACUUUAUCAAAUACACAAAGAUUUUUUUGCAUAUGUUUCCUUUGUUUAAAACCAGUUUCAUAAUUGGUUAGAGAUGUAGACUUAGAGAUUUAUCUUUUUACUCAUUGCCAUGGAACUGAAACCAUCAAAGGUUUUGUCUUGGUUUAGGGUUUUUGUUUUGGGUUUUUUUUUUAAUUAAAAAAAAUAUAUGUGUGUGUGUGUGUGUGUGUGUGUGUACACACACACACACACACACACACACAUACACACAGAGUUUACAGAUUAGUUUAUGUUGACAAUGAAAUGUGAAGUUGGUCCUAGUUUACAUCUUAGAGAGGAGAGUGUACUUGUGUCUGUUCCAUGUGCCUGGUGAUUGCACCCACUUUCACAAAGGCGGUUUCUCGCAAGUGAGACACGCAUGCACACCCGCUCCCUUGCGCAGGCUUGCUGCAGAAAUGGGGGAGUCCGUGCUGCGCAGCUUUCUGCAGCUCGUAGCCUCCGGGGUUACCUGAGAGAGAGCAUUUGUGCUGAGUUAAGACAUCUCUGUCUGCUGCUAGUUGUUUUUGUAGAGCAGGUGCACAAUCCUGAGUCAUUCAUUAUAUGUAGUCGUAGCAGGUAAGGUUAAUGGUACUUUGGAUCUGUUUAUAACGAAUUCACAGUUUAUGCCUACCCACGUCAGGCGAUUGAAAGUUUGAAAUCUCUCCCAUUGCGAAACACUAGCAUUGGUCUUGGAGAAAAGCCUCGAGGUGUGCGUGAAAGGGACUCAGUCUUGAGCCUAACUGCUAAGUAUGCUGUGGGGGAGGAAGUCCGCCCCUGGAUAAGGGCUGCGUCAAAAGCAGGACUGUGAACGGGCGGCUUGUCUGCAGAGGCGAAUGUUCUAGUGCUCUUUCUCGCACCACUGUCGGGUGUGGCAUUUUCUUCUGUGUUCAAGGUUGUAACUCAACCGGAAAUUUGACUUGUAAGGUAUUUUCUAAAUUAAGCUUGCGCUUUUGAGUUUCAGGAGGAGUUUUAAUUUAAGUAAAAGCUCACUGGAAAGACCCAUUAUCAGUCCCAAACCCUUGGAUUUGAUGACCCUGUCACUGUCGUACGAUCCUAGAACAAACGUCGGGAGGCAGUGUGUGGUGCCCAGACAAGCUUCUGCAGCAGUCCCCAGCUCUGAUUGUGAAGCCUGCUUUUCCUGUGACGAGCAGGUUGGCUCUGCUAUGCAGCUUCCGCGUCCGUCUGCUUGUAAAUGGAAUGACUUUCGGAGUCUACUUUUUCUUUUAAACUGGUAGGAACCAGUUCCUGGAUAGUUAGUUACCAUUCUUACUAAAUCAUGAGGACAAGAGUGUAGAAUCGAAUAAAGUCUCAUAUCUAAUACUUUACAGAAGGCCCUUGUAACUUAAUUGCCUAUAGUCAACCACUGGAUCUCAAUUUGCAUCAAGUAUUUUAAAUCUGAAUUUAAAAAAAGAAAAUGUAUUGCAGUAGUCUGUUACUACCUUAUCAUUAAACUGAAUCAAAUAACAAAAUCUUCAGUUCCUUGACACUUGGGCCUUUGAAUCAUCAUGGAAUGUAUAAUACAAUCAGAUUAUUUAAUCUCUAGACAUCCUUGAAUUACACCAAAGAACUGAAAUUUAAUCUCGGUUAAGUUAUUUAUUUAUUUCAUUUCAUGUAUCCAUUUUCUUUCUUUUCAAGGUCUAGAUGGGACUUCACUGGGAAGCCUCUUAAAAUUUUGUUCACUGGGCUCCGUGGGGCAUUAGCCAGAGCACUCCUCCUCCAGGCUCUUUCCAGAAUUGCUGUAGGAACCACAGGCUUAGCCAGGGGCUCCCCUCAGGCAGUGCAGAGCCAAGCCAGGGACCACUGGGCAGGCUCUGAUAUAAUUAAAAAAAAAUUUUUUAAAUAAUAAAAACUGUAUUUAUUUUAGAAUCAUGUCUUUCUGUACAUUAACUUGGAGAAUAUUAGCGAAUAUUUAGUAUAUAAAAUUUGAGGUCAGCCAUCCCCCCCCCACCGCCAAAAAAAGUCCUGAUUUAAGAGAAUACAAGUAAACUAACACUUUUCCCAUGAAUUUUAGAAGCUGUAGUAAUAAUGGCUUAGAAAGUAUAAUAGCCUAAAUGUUUUCCAAUUAAAUGUGAGUUCAUGUGGAAAAGAGUUUUAUUUGUGUUUGGGGAGCCCCUGUCAGUUUAAAAUAGCGUCAGCCACGAUUUAAUGGCCUUGAAUUGCUUUGUUUUUGGAGAAAAAAAACAAAACCCUUCUCCUGUGAGGGAGGCUGAGAAGGGAAAGUGCUUUGUGUAAAAUCUCCCAGCUGGUGGUGUUGACUUUUGAGUUUGAACAUUUCUAGACUUGAUUAAACUUGGUUUAUUCUUUUUUCUGUAUCAAAAGAGGUUUAAGUGCUAACUAGUCUUAUGACAUGUAUGUAUCAUAUGUUUGUCCACCUAAAGCUUUUUAAUCCAAAUAAAAAUGGAGUUUGCAAAGUGA
Molecule: messenger RNA, 8028 nt
Organism: Erinaceus europaeus (western European hedgehog)
Lineage: Eukaryota; Metazoa; Chordata; Mammalia; Eulipotyphla; Erinaceidae
Gene: PBRM1
Product: polybromo 1
Exons: 31
Coding region: 158-5407 (1749 amino acids)
Biological process (GO): chromatin remodeling
Cellular component (GO): RSC-type complex
Molecular function (GO): chromatin binding; protein binding
Source: RefSeq, a predicted model, not a curated record